This is a messenger RNA of Schistosoma haematobium, 4182 nucleotides long. Its product is annotated as Coiled-coil domain containing, variant 2. Bases 2642 to 3364 code for a protein of 240 amino acids. The record is from RefSeq and is a predicted model, not a curated record. The transcript is spliced from 5 exons. Lineage: Eukaryota; Metazoa; Platyhelminthes; Trematoda; Strigeidida; Schistosomatidae.
UGAGCAUUGGCUCACUAAUUAAGAGGGCUUUAAUUAACGGAUUUCAACUGAAAACGAGAAUACGAUGCAUAUGAAAUAUCUAAUAUCAAUUUAGUUUUCGUAGACUGGAUUCUUGACUAUGAUUGUUCUCAAUAAUUUCCCUAUCAAAACUGAUUCACUUGGAGAUAAAAAAGUUGAGACAAUUAUGAUCCCUUCCAAUAAAAGAGAAGCACCUGUUGUCAGCCCUCCUAAACCAGAUGACAACGGUCAUAAAAUCCCACUAGGUAAAAACAUAGCCUUCUUACAAAAGCAGCAUGAGGCCAUGCUGAAAGGCUUGCAUCAAGAAAUUGAAUCCUUGAAAAAAAUUAAUAAAGACUUGCAAUAUCGUCUGGUGAUGUGUACAUGUUCUGCUGGCUAUUCUGAUGAUAAUUUACCAAAAAAUAAAACCAACGAGAACUCCCUAAAACAAGAAAUAUCGAUUUUGCGGGAAGAUCUUGAAAAUGAAAGGAAGAAGAACGCACGUUUGAUGCAACAAUUAGAGGAAUUGCAAGUAUCCCAGAAUCCUGUUAGAGGACUUCCAAGAUUUGCAUGUAAAAAUGGACGAUUGUCAACAUAUUCAGAGCAGAAAAAUAUUUCAAAGAAUAAUGAAAUGUUCCAGAGUUUAAAUAAAAGUCAAAUUCACCAUGAUAAUAGUGAAUUCUUAAAAGGAUGUCAGGAUGUCCCAAGUAAAAAUACCGAUGUAAGUCUAUGUUAUUAUUAUUCUAUUACACUGUUAAUAGUGUUUUAUAAAGCACUAAAUUAUUGUUAAGAAAUUUAACUUUCGUGAGUUUAAGUCACUCAGUGUAUUGAAUUGUAAAGUUCAGUUACAUGUCCUUAAUUGUCCGACGAAAAUACAUCCAGUAAUUUUAAUAAUAGAUGUUUAAUGGUCGAGAACUGUAAAGUUACUUACUGUACAACUUGAACUUUGGACUUAUGGUAUCGUGACCAAAUAGAGGAAUACGCAUUAAGUUUUUGAUUACUUAAUUUUUAUAGUGAUGUUUUUAAAUGUAAUAAAUAACUCAUGUUUCAUUAAAACUGUUUAGAAACAUGUGUGUUUCAUUGCAAGCAUGAAAUUAUUCACCAUCUAAUGAAUACAUAGUACUGACUUUAAUUUAUUUCAGCUGUCAUUUCUAAUAAACUUUAAGGUGAAUAAAACCUAGUUUAUGAAGUCCAUUUAAAAUCUGUGAUAAAGAUAUGUACAUAAGGCUUUAAAACCCUCUUGAUUUAUCACACAAGUCAUGUUCACCAGGCAAACCUAAUGUACUUCGACAGAACUAGUGUAUAUGACAUCCAAUGACGGUCUUUUUGCACUUUCAUGCUAUAUUUGUGAGAUAUUUUCGCCGCCUAUUCUUUCAAAUGUGUAGCUACCGAUUUCAGACUCUCAAUAUUUUAAACUAGGAAUUUCGCCUUAAUGAAAUGUUUUAAUUAAUAUUACGAAUUAAGUCAUAUAACUCACCCUACUAAAUAACAUUAAUGGAUAACAAUAAUACUAAGAAAGAAAUAAGACCAUUAGAAGUAGUAUUAAUAUCGAUUAGAAAUAUGUUUUAUUGAUAUGUAUAAAGUAAAUGUGUUACCCUUCAUUUUAAGAUUUAUUACCUAGCCAUACAUUAAUUAGUCAUAUUUAUAACACAAAGUAUUUUGAAGAUGGUUUACAUACAAUAAUGACUUCAUCUGAAUAAUUAUUGAAAACUAGGUAACCUCAAACAACUGUGUCAUUCUAGACUGGAGUUCACAGCAACAGUACCCUACGUUACCAUCAGGAAUCGAACCUAGGACCUUCGAAUCUUACGAUGAAAGCAUUACCUUCAGAUCACUGAGUUAGAAAAUAAUGGUUCUCGUUUCUAACUUCAUUUGAUGCAGGAUAUAGCUCAAUCAUCAAAAAUUGAUGACACAUGUCCCACUCCAGACUUGUCUGAACCCUACGAAAUUUUGCCAUUCAAUUAUAGUUUUGAAAAUGUUAUUCCUUAAGUGAACUGACUAGGUAAGUAACUUAAAAAUUAGUCACAGGAUAAUAAUACCAAGUGUCUAAGUCAGCGAGCUCAUCAACUCGCAUCUACCAGUAUCUCUGUAUUAGUUAAUCCUCCUUCUAAGUUGCUAUCCACAAAGUAUACUACAAUAGAGUAAGGUUAACAUGUACCUAGUUAGCUUUCAUCACAUAGAUUGGUAGAUGUAGACCACCAGGCUUAAAUCAACAACAGUUGAUGUUGAGCAGCACAGCUCAGAAUCGAUCAUAGUAACGUAGAUGCCUUCACUCAUUCUUUUGCUCUUGAUUUUAAGUUUUAGAAUCCUCAUACUUUUUACCCCACAAUAUCAUACUUUUAGGAAUCAUAUUGUCUGUAAUUAAUCUCCUUUGCUACCACUAAUAUUUUUAAUACUUCUACUACUAUAUUAUUUGUCUUGAUACUUCAUCUUUAUAUUUUGAAAUGAUGUGACAACUUGAAUUGAUGCAUAUAUGUGCCUAAUUCUACGUUGCUUACAAAACUGACUAACUGGCUGAAAUAAAAAUAAGUCAAUCCUUCCAUCAUACUGGGUGCUUUUUUAAAAUUCCAUCCUAUUACUAGUAUUAUUAAAUCCAAACUGGGAUAAUAUUCAUUAAAUACCAUGAAUUCUAAUCUUUCUAUCUAUGAAAAAUUCUCAGUUCAUAACAGAUACAGUCACUGUAAAUAAUAACCCGAUAGCACCUACAACUGGAACAUUAUCAGUCAAUAAACUCAUACCAACCACUUCUCAUUCAGUUCCGAUUAAAUCAUCAACAACUCUGAAUAUACCAGGAAAUAAUUUCUUGACAAAACGAAGUAUUCUUCAUUCGUAUGAUAAUGAACAUGUUUUUGAAAAACAAGAAGAGGAAAUAAUCGAAUCAAAUGAUGAAUUAAUCAAUUCACACUUAUUACCAUUUCGAUUACCUGCAUUAAAUUUUAGAAAACCACUUAUUCAAGCUUCAUUGAGUAAUGAGCAACAUAAAAUGAAUACAAACAAUAUAAAGUAUUCACCUACACGUGGUUCAUUAAAGAAUGAAAAAGUAUUCAAUAGCGAAUUAAAAAUAACUCGUCCAAUAAAAAGUGCCACAGGAUACAAUAAUAACUCAACUACAUCAUUGGAAGUAUCCAUUAAUAAUCUGCAAACUAAAUCGAUUGAUUCAAAAACCUCAAAUGAUCAUUACCAACAAUUACAUGAUUUAAAUUUAAGAAAAGUUACACAAGCUUAUUCAAUUGGAUUAAAACCAUUUCUACCAUCAUUAACAAAACCAGCAGAUGUAAUGUUGAAUCGUCAAAAUGAUCGUCAUCAAAAGAAAUCUACAAAAAGCUUACAACGUAAGCGUGCACAACAAAAUAUUUAUCCAUUUUAAAUAAUAAUAAUAAUAAUAAUAAUAAUAAUAGUAACAUUUGAAACAAGAAUUCAAUUUGAAAAAGAAAAUCAACAUUGAAAUUUUGUUUAAAUAAGUAUAGAUAAAAAUAACAUUCCAUAUAUUUCUAUUUUUGAUAUUUAUCAAACUAAUAAAAAGUGGUGACCCAUGCAGUGGGAGCUACUAAUCAAUCGCGUUCAUUUGAAUGAAUUAUGCUUGUUGAAUAUUGAAACAAAAAAUGUUUUAUUUAUGGAAGGCAGCAGACAUAUUACCAAUGGAACAGUUCAGUACUCAAUAAUAAAAUCAUGCGACAAAUUUAAUUCUCAGAUGGAAUUCAAAGGUUAAAUUAUUAAAAUAUUGUAAGUAAACUUUUACUUAGUUUAUUACAUGAAGAAGAAAAAAAAACAGUUUUAUAAAGACAGAAUGGUAUUUUUAUUGGUUCAUAUUAUUGUUUUCAAGAUUGUUUUAUUCAUUUCUUCUAUCAUCAUUAACAAUUAAUGAUAAUAAUUUGUUUUACUAUACUUUUAUGCUUGAUUAUUCAUCUGUGAGAACACCGAUAGAUUAUUGUCAAGAUAAUUGUGUUUGCUUGUCAUUACAUAAUUACUGACUUUUAUCAUUACUAAUAUUAUGAUUAUCGAGGUAUAUCAGCAUGAAUACAUGUGAAUUUAAACGUCAUAGCGGUAGUUACACUAUACAAUAGUAGCUAACUUUCUCCAUCAUGACAAAUACCUAUAAAUUCACGCCUAUGCAAACAAUAUAUAUAUGUAUAUCGUCUAUCCAUUCAAUAUACUCAUGUACAUGACACAACAAUCGUUGUUCAG